Molecule: messenger RNA, 1226 nt
Organism: Neomonachus schauinslandi (Hawaiian monk seal)
Lineage: Eukaryota; Metazoa; Chordata; Mammalia; Carnivora; Phocidae
Gene: ITGB1BP1
Product: integrin subunit beta 1 binding protein 1
Exons: 8
Coding region: 447-1049 (200 amino acids)
Biological process (GO): negative regulation of focal adhesion assembly; negative regulation of substrate adhesion-dependent cell spreading
Cellular component (GO): cytoskeleton; cell periphery; lamellipodium
Molecular function (GO): integrin binding
Source: RefSeq, a predicted model, not a curated record
GCCGGGGGCACCGGAGAAGCUGGCGCUGGAAUUAGAACUGGAGUGGCUGCCCCGGCGUCUGUUCCCGGGGCGGUGGGUGUCUGACCCCGAUCACGGGCGGCCCCGGCGGCGGGCCACCGGCUGUGAGGUACCUCAUUUUUCUGAAAAGAAUUGACCAUGUCAGAAUGAGAGGAAGCUCUCUGUGCACACUGUCGUCUAUGGGACCUUUGAAGACAAUACAGUAGUAUUCCUUUUACCGAAAGAAAGAAUGAAGCAAUAGUAUCCAAAUUUGGUGGCCAAAGGAAAAGAUUUCGGUUUCCAGUAGGAGGACUGCACCGCGGACAGGGAAGGAAUUGAUGAUUUUUAUUCCUGUUGUGCAUAAAGUGAUUUCAAGGUGGUUUUCUUGCUCUAACUAACCACCAGUUGUUCUCCUAGGGGAGCUCCUUUGGAUCAAGCUAUGGUGAAAAAUGUUCCGGAAAGGCAAAAAGCGACACAGUAGCAGCAGUUCCCAAAGUAGUGAAAUCAGUACGAAGAGCAAGUCUGUCGAUUCUAGCCUUGGGGGGCUGUCACGAUCCAGCACUGUGGCCAGCCUCGAUACAGAUUCGACCAAAAGCUCAGGACAAAGCAACAACAAUUCAGAUACCUGUGCAGAAUUUCGAAUAAAAUAUGUUGGUGCCAUUGAGAAACUGAAAUUCUCUGAAGGAAAAAGUCUCGAAGGGCCCCUAGACCUGAUAAAUUAUAUAGAUGUUGCCCAGCAAGAUGGGAAGUUGCCUUUCGUUCCUCUGGAGGAAGAAUUCAUUAUGGGAGUUUCCAAGUAUGGUAUAAAAGUAUCAACAUCAGAUCAGUAUGAUGUCUUACACCGGCACGCUCUGUAUUUAAUCAUCCGCAUGGUGUGUUACGACGACGGUCUGGGGGCCGGAAAGAGCUUACUGGCCCUGAAGACCACCGACGCAAGCAACGAGGAGUACAGCCUCUGGGUCUAUCAGUGCAACAGCCUGGAACAGGCACAAGCCAUCUGCAAAGUUUUAUCCACCGCUUUUGACUCUGUAUUAACAUCUGAGAAAGCUUGAAUUCUGCAGUCUAGUGGAAGCUGACUUCGUGUGGAAGGGCGAUGGUUUUCAAUCUGCAGUGUUGAAUUACUCUGGAAAUAGAAAGUGAUGCCCUGCUUGAGAUUUUCUGGAGAAAUGCAGUGUAUAAAAUAGUGAUCAUUUGCUUUUUUAUUAAAAUGUGUCUUAUUACAGUGAGUU